Messenger RNA from Venustampulla echinocandica, 1602 nucleotides. RefSeq lists its product as uncharacterized. Lineage: Eukaryota; Fungi; Ascomycota; Leotiomycetes; Helotiales; Pleuroascaceae. The transcript has 5 exons. The record is from RefSeq and is a predicted model, not a curated record. The coding region runs from base 1 to 1602 and encodes 533 amino acids.
AUGACUAUUCCAAAGGCCGGGCACACUCUGGUUGAAGUCGUUCCGUUUCAAAAGACCUUCGAGGAAGUCAGAAAUAACCCAUUCUGCAUUCUCUAUACGUCUGGGUCCACCGGUAUUCCUAAGCCUGUGCCUGUUAGGUAUGGGUCAUAUGAUGGCAUGGAUUCCCAGCUUCUGAUUCCAUCGCUCGGCAACAAACCAACGUUUUUGAGCAACGUCCAAGGGAAAAUGGUGUUCUUCGCUCUUCCGGAGUUUCACGGCGCAAGUCUCAACUGGACUGCAGGAAUCGCUUUGUUCGCCGGAGUAACUUGCGUAUCGCCCCAUCCAAUGUCGCUCACUGCUAACCUGGCCAGCCAGGUUUUUCAACGUCCCCAAUCCUACGGUGCAAUAAUGGUGCCCUCUCUUGUCGUCGACUACUAUAACAAUGACACCUAUUGCCGGAUUAGGUUGAUGACUCUGAUGGGACCUUGCGAGAUGGCGCUGCUUCCUCAUCAAAUGCUUGAUGGCCCUCGGGAUUGGGAGUGCAUUUCUCUGAGCCCAUGUCUCAGUUAUACAUUCAGAGAUUGGCAUAACUGGCUGGGCAAUUUGACCAUCGUAAGACAAAAGAAGUAUGGGCUGCACCAAGGUGUCUUCUCGACAUUCCCGCAGAAAGAAGAACAUGCCUUGGGUGAUUCCUUCGAGCCUCAUCCACUCAAACCCGAUUUGUGGCGCUUGGGAGCAAGGGCAGACGACAUCCUCUCUUUCACCACGGUAGAGAAGUUAAAUCCCUCGGGACUGGAGAGCAUCAUUCCGUCAAAUUCACUUGUCACGUCGGCGGUCAUUGGAGAAGAAGGGGCUUUCCUCGACCAGGUGUGGCCGAGCAUUGUUCAGGCCAACUGCGACUUCCCAGCCCACGGCCGAAUCAUGAAGAGUUUCGUGAUUCGGACAGACCCUGCGAAUCCUCUCCCUCGCGCGAGUAAGGAUACCGUGCAACGUCUCGCGGUUUUUAAGCUUUACGAGGCAGAGUGGAAGUCCCUUUACGAACGCCGAGCUCGGUGUAAUCAGACUUCGAAAGAACCUGGGGUGCAGUCAUCAGUCUCCUCUAGAAAACUUCACGGCAACCCGAGCCAAACGGAUGAUGGCGCUGUAUUAUCUGAUAAGAUGACCCUCGCCAUUGAGUCUAUCGUCGAGCUGAAAGUUUCAGCAGCUCUUGACCGGUUCUUCUGUCUUUUACGGUGCUACACAAGAAACAAAGGCUCCGAUGAAGGAGUAGCUUCUUCAGGGGGGGUCGUCAAUGGUGCCGUCAGUGUUCUGAAUACGACGAAAACUCACGGCAUACAACCUAGCUACUUCGCAAAAAGAGCGAAUGGCCAGACAAAGGAGUCACCCGAUGGAUGGCUGCGCCAGAGAAUCGACCAUACGCUCGCUGAGAAUGUCGAGGUUGACCACCUCAAGGAUGAUACCGAUCUCGUUAAUUUGGGCUUGAUAGCCUUCAAGUUUCUUCGCUCCUCAAUACAACUAAUGCUUUCAUUGUUAAAUCCGAGCAGCCAGGUGGACCUUAUUCAGAGCGAAGCCAUCCUCUCGAACCCAACCGUCGCCAAAUUAGUAGCAGUAGUUGUCCAGUAA